Messenger RNA from Rhizophagus irregularis DAOM 181602=DAOM 197198, 1331 nucleotides. The record is from RefSeq and is a predicted model, not a curated record. NCBI's taxonomy places the organism in Eukaryota, Fungi, Glomeromycota, Glomeromycetes, Glomerales, Glomeraceae.
AUGAUAAAAAUACAAGUACUUUUUUUAUUGAUAAUUUUAUCAAUUGAAAUUUGUUAUUCAUUAAUCCCAAUUGAACGUAAUGCACAAAGCUCGGUUCUUGUAGAUAAAAAAUUAUUUUUUUUGGGAGGAACAUCAUCUAAACCAGCAGCAUUCCCAUUAGAUCAAAUAUUAUAUCUCGAUGUAUCAAAACCAUUUAAUACCGCAGUUCCGCCAUUUGAAGUCCUAAAUAUAUCAAUUCCAUUCAGAAGUACAUUUGCAACAGCAUUCCUUAGUCCUCAAAAAGAUGUAAUCUAUUUAUUUGGAGGAAGUAUGUGGGAUGUAAAUACCAAUGCAUAUAAUUAUAAUAAAUCAGUUUUAUAUUCAUUUAAUUUAGAAAAUAAUGAAUGGACUAUACCAACAACAAAUGGAAUUGCACCUGAACAUAGAAGAACGAUUAAUGGUGUUAUUAACAAUGAAAAUGGAAAAUUUUAUGUUUUUAGUGGACAUAUUGAUUAUUUUACUGGAGCUAAUAAUUCCAGAGCAUUAAAUGAUAUGAAUAUAUUUGAUACUAUUUCUUUAACCUGGUCAAAAGGUCCUAUAGAAAAUGCUCCACUUCCUCGUGUAGGCUAUACUGCUACUUUAUUAUCUAAUGGAAUUAUUGUUUACAUUGGUGGGAUAGAAUUUAAUAAAUCCCAAAGUUUUGACAUAAAUCAGCUUGCCCUUUAUGACACGAAAGUUGACCUAUGGUCAUCAAUGAAGGUACGAGGUGCUAUUUUGGAAAAUCGUUAUUAUCAUUCUGCAGUUCUAACAUCAGAUGAAAGAAUAGUUAUUUUUGGUGGAUGUAGAAAUGAUAGACCAGUUCUAAAUCAACUUGCUGUACUAAAUACAAAAGUAGUCCCAUAUGAAUGGUCAAUUCCAACAUCAGCUCCUCCUUUACCUUUAACAACCCAUUCACAUUCUGCUACAUUAGUUGGAAAUUAUAUGUUUAUAAAUUUUGGUGAAAUAUAUCCAAAAAAUGACUCUCUAAUACAGAAACCAUUUUUUUAUAUUCUUGAUGCAAGAAAUUUUGCAUGGGUAGAACAAUACGAACCUAGAUCAACUAAUUCACCUGAUAAUGCCAAAAAAAUUAAUAUCAUUCUUGGAAUUGUUGUUGGUUUUAGUGUUGUUUCUAUUGCUGCAUAUUUAGGUUAUAAAUAUUUUAAAAAACAAAAAGUGCACAGACAUGCUGAACAGGCAAAACAUUGUGUGUCAUACAAUUAAACAAUUGGACAUUGACUUUUAUUUAUUUCGUACUAUACUACUUAAAUAAAUCUGUUUUAUAUUGUUUACGAUGAUCAAAAGAACGAAAGUGA